AUGAAAUUCCUUUUCGCUCUGCUCUUGCUGACAAUCUGUGUGGCGCACAUAAAGGCGCAGCCUCCUGUGCUCUGUCGUGGACGGCCUUUCUUCCAGGUGUGUACUGGUGGCCGAGAUGAGGGUAAUGCGAAUGGUCGAUUGUGCGGUCUCACCUCCCAGGAUCCUAUGUGGUACUACAACAGCCGACAAAGGACCUGCAUAAGAAUGCGUUAUCGCGGCUGUGGCGGCAACAACAACCGUUAUUGCACCAAUGCUGAUUGCCUUCAGAGAUGCAGGCGUUAA
This is a messenger RNA of Scaptodrosophila lebanonensis, 282 nucleotides long. RefSeq names its product male accessory gland serine protease inhibitor-like. NCBI's taxonomy places the organism in Eukaryota, Metazoa, Arthropoda, Insecta, Diptera, Drosophilidae. The transcript is spliced from 2 exons. The record is from RefSeq and is a predicted model, not a curated record. Bases 1 to 282 code for a protein of 93 amino acids. Gene Ontology annotation, molecular function: serine-type endopeptidase inhibitor activity.